AUGAAUUAAUACAAACUGGUUGGCAAAAAGGGAGAAGGAACAUUCUCAGAAGUGAUCAAAUCACAAUCAUUCAAAACUGGAAAUUAUGUUGCAAUUAAAUGCAUGAAAAAUAAAUUCACAUCCAUCGAACAAGUUAAUCAUUUACGAGAGAUACAGGCCUUAAGAAAGCUAAGUCCUCACGAUCACAUUAUAAAGUUGAUUGAAGUUCUUUAUGAUGAACCCACAGGGCGUUUGGCUUUGGUGUUCGAGUUGAUGGAACAGAAUUUGUAUGAACAUAUUAAAGGCAGGAGAUAACCUUUGAAUCCUUAAAAAGUUAAAUCUUUUAUGUACUAACUGCUAAAAUCUAUUGAACAUAUGCACAGAAAUGGCAUCUUUCACAGAGACAUUAAACCUGAAAACAUUCUGCUAAACUCAGAUCAUCUCAAACUUGCCGAUUUUGGAUCAUGCAAAGGAAUCUACUCCAAACAUCCCUAUACUGAAUAUAUCUCUACUAGAUGGUACAGAGCCCCCGAAUGCUUAUUGACAGAUGGCUAUUACGAUCAUAAAAUGGAUCUCUGGGGAGUAGGAUGUGUCAUGUUUGAAAUCAUCGCUUUAUUUCCACUCUUCCCAGGAACCAAUGAAUUAGAUCAAGUCAACAAAAUACACAACAUCCUGGGAACUCCCAGCCAAAAAGUUUUCGAUAGAUUUAGAAAACAAGCAACUCAUAUGGAAAUCAAUUUCCCACCUAAACAUGGCAGUGGCAUUGAUAGGUUGUUGUAAGGUUAAAGCAAGGAGUGCAUUGAUCUAAUUAAAUUAUUGCUUAUUUAUGACCCUGAGGAAAGAAUCAAUGCCCAACAAGCCAUAAGACAUGAAUAUUUCAGAGAAUUAUAUGAGGCUGAUACUUAAAAGAGCUUUUAGCAUACUUUACAAUAAAUCAGAAUAUCGAAUCACAGAGAGCAGAAUGACAACUCUUUGGAAAGGAGCCAGAGAAUAGAAGAAAGUAAAUAACAACAUUAGAUGAAUUUCAAGAAAACUCAAAAUUACUAUGCGAAAUCUUAGAAGAAGUCAGGAUUACCCUCUUUGUAGUUUGAUUUGAGAGUUGAGAGCAUCUAUAAAAAUACUUAACAUCAUGACAGUGAUGAUGAUCUUGAGAAAUAGUCAUCUCAUAAAUAAAUGAUGCUCCCAUAGAUUCCAAAAUCUAAAAAAUAUGAUCCUAAAAAAAUAUAUGGCAAAUAAUAAUACGGAUCAUCAAAUUAGCCAUAUUAGUUCAAUUCCAAAGGAAAAAAAGUGACUCAUGGCUUGUAAGGUGAUUACAUAGUUUUGGGAAAGAAAGCAAUGAAUUAAUGAUAUAUUUUAAGUUUUUAGUUGACUG
Messenger RNA from Paramecium tetraurelia, 1351 nucleotides. RefSeq lists its product as uncharacterized. The transcript has 11 exons. Lineage: Eukaryota; Ciliophora; Oligohymenophorea; Peniculida; Parameciidae. Gene Ontology annotation, cellular component: nucleus; cytoplasm. The record is from RefSeq and is a predicted model, not a curated record. Gene Ontology annotation, biological process: intracellular signal transduction; protein phosphorylation. Gene Ontology annotation, molecular function: protein serine/threonine kinase activity; ATP binding.